AUGAGUAGGUUACAUUCAAAAAGCCUCAGUUAUGUAUUAGGUGUUAAUGAAAAUGAUAAAUCUCAUGUCUUACCAAUAAAUACAAUUAGAUCAAAUGAAACACAUUUAUUCACAGGUGGUAGAGAUGGGGUAGUGGCAAGUUAUGAUAAUCAUACAAAUAAUAUUUCUCAUGGUCAAAUUCAUACAGAUUGGGUUAAUGAUAUUCAAUUAUUUAAUGAAAAUUCUCUUGUUAGUUGUUCAUCUGAUCUUAGUGUUAAAUUAUGGAAUUAUGAACUAAAUAAAUUCGAAUUAAUAGGUCAUCAUCAUGAUUAUGUUAAAUCUUUAGCAAUUUCCAAUUCAGGGUCCAUAAUAACUGGUGGUCUUGAUAGAUUUAUUAAUAUAUGGGAUGUAACUCAAAAAACAAAAAUUGGUGCUUUUGAAAAUAAAUUAGAUAAUGAUAAAGGCUCUAUUUAUUCUAUAUCAUCAAACAAACAAACUGGUCUUGUUGCAUUUGGUGAUAAUGAUUCAAACAUUCAAUUAUUUGAUCCAAAUACUUUUAAACCAAUAGUGGCAUUAAAUGGUCAUACUGAUACUAUAAAAUCAUUAAUCGUUGGAGAAAAUUAUUUAUUAUCAGGUUCAUCAGAUAAAAAAGUUAAUCUUUGGGAUCUUAGAACAAAUCAUAUUUUGAAAAGUUUUAAUUUUGAAAAUUCAAUAUGGUCAUUAUAUUCUGAUGAUUUAGAAUUUAAUGAAUUUUAUACAGGUGAUUCCCAGGGCCGGUUAUAUCAUACUAACCAAGAUUUAACUCGGGUUAUUGGAUCGGGGAGUAGAGGUGUAUUAUCAAUAAAUAAAUUUCAAGAUGAAAUAUGGUCAUCAUCAAUGGAAAAUUCAAAUUUAACAAAUUGGACAACUCCAAUAAAGACAAUUGAAGGUGAUUAUGGUAUGAUUAAAGCUAGAUUAUUGAAUAAUAGACGUUAUGUCGUAACAUUGAGUACUUCAGAAGAAGUUAAAUUAUGGGAUAUUGUAAAAGGUAUUGAAUUAAGAAAUUUUGGUAAUAAUGUUGGAUUUGAAGAUGUUAUUGAUAAAUAUCAAACUGAGGAAAUUUUACCAACUUGGUGUCGUGUAUCUAUUAAAGCUGGAAGAUUAUUUAUUAGUUUAAGUGAAUCAAGUUAUUUGAAUACAGAACUUUAUGGUGAUGAUUUUGAGGAAUAUGGAUUAAAAUUAGACCCCGAGACAAGAUUUAGUAUUGGUAAAAUUGUUAUUCAAUCAAUUUUUCAAAAAUUUAUACAAUAUCAAUUGAAAAAAGAUAAUGAUUUAAGAGAACAAAGAAUUAAAGAUAUUAAAGGUGUUUCUAAAUUACAUAUUUUAUCUAAAUUAUCAUCACAUGAUUCAACUCCAAUACAAUCAUUACCUCAAUCAGCAGCUCAAACACCAAUUGAUGAACAUAAGACAUUUUUCAGUGAUAAAUUAUCAGAUACUCUGAGUUCAUUACCACCUUCAUCAGCACCAGCUGUAUUAACACAAGAAAGUGAACCAAUUAAUAUAUCAACAAAGCAAAAAAAAGAUGAAAAUGGAACUUCAACACCUUCAAGUUUUAGAAAAUUAAGAUUAUUUGGUAAGAAAUCUAAAACACAAGUUCCAAUAUCUGAAGAGCAAUUGAAUAAUGAAUCAGAUUUACAACCACCACCACCACAAACUGCACCAAAUUUAUCAAAUAAUAUUAAUAAUAACGAUACCACUACCACAGAACCAAAAGAAUCACAAUUAACUCAACAAUUACAAUCUUUACAAUUAAAUCAAACAAAUGGUACAGAUAAUCAAUCAAAUAAAUCACAACCAAAUUCAGAACCUGGUUCCAAAGAUCCAAGUAGAAAAUCUUCAAAUGUUGAAAUUGAAGAUACUUUCCAAUCUGUCUUGAAUGAAAUCAAAUCAAUUUAUGAUUCAUUACACCAUGUUCAUCAAUUACAUAAUACCCAAUUAACUCCAUUACCUCAUGCAGAUGCACCAAUAAUUGAAUUACCAAAUGAUUUAAUUAUAAUUAUAAAUGAACGUAUUGGUGGUUCAAGUAAUGAAAUUGAUCUUUAUAGUGAAUUUCUUGAUGAUUUAAAAUUCCCAAUCUUGGAACAAUUCUUACCAAAAUGGAUUGGUAACCUAUUACUAAAGAAUAAAUAUAAUAUAAAAGAAUUCCCAAAAGUUGGAUUCACAAUAUCAAGACAUCCAAAUAUUACAAAUGUUCCAAAUAUAACAAAUGGUAAUUGCAGAUUAAAUGCAUAUAAUAUGCUUAGAGUUAGAAGAAUCUUAACUUAUAUAACUGAUAGAAUGGAAUCCAAGACUUCAGAAAUGCAACAUCAUGUUAAAGCUGAAGAAUGGUUAGAAGUUUUAUGUAAUGAUGAAGUAUUACCUGAAACUAUGACUUUAGCUACUUUAAAAGCAACAAGAUGGAAAACAAGUGGUGAUAUUCAAAUUACUUAUAGACGUAAAAAUGAAUCAUCAAAAUGA
Hansenula ciferrii is the source of this 2475-nucleotide messenger RNA. RefSeq names its product Duf1p (gene DUF1). Gene Ontology annotation, molecular function: ubiquitin binding. The transcript has a single exon. Gene Ontology annotation, biological process: protein deubiquitination; double-strand break repair via homologous recombination. Bases 1 to 2475 code for a protein of 824 amino acids. The record is from RefSeq and is a predicted model, not a curated record. Lineage: Eukaryota; Fungi; Ascomycota; Saccharomycetes; Phaffomycetales; Wickerhamomycetaceae.